This is a messenger RNA of Lycium barbarum (goji berry), 375 nucleotides long. RefSeq names its product ARGOS-like protein. NCBI's taxonomy places the organism in Eukaryota, Viridiplantae, Streptophyta, Magnoliopsida, Solanales, Solanaceae. Gene Ontology annotation, biological process: positive regulation of organ growth. The record is from RefSeq and is a predicted model, not a curated record. The transcript has a single exon. Bases 1 to 375 code for a protein of 124 amino acids.
AUGCACCUGGAAUCAUCUGAGGCAAAGUUGAGAUCAUCUAAAGGCUUUAUUAAUUUGGAACAAAAUCAAUAUUUCAACAACAUGAUGGAUUUGAAGACAGUGAAGAACUCUGGUGCUGUCCAAAUGCAAGGGAAAAAGAUGGAAUAUAGCAGAUCAUUCACACAAGGGCAUAGCAAAAAGAUGAUAUCAAUGAGUUAUUUCAGUUUAGAGUCAGUGAUUUUGCUACUUUGUCUCACAGCAUCUUUGUUACUUCUGCCAUUGGUCCUUCCACCAUUGGCACCACCACCUUUGAUGCUAUUGCUAGUCCCAAUUUUUAUUCUUGUUGUUCUAUUGAUCUUAGCUUUUAUGCCUUCAAAUGUUAGAAAUGUAACUUAG